AGUUUAAAAAAUGUAUACUGCUCAAUUAGCUAUUAUUGCAAUAGCAGCUACAAUAGUUACAGUCAAUUGUCUGGAUCCUAUACGCGGACCAUUGGAUGAUAAAACUGAUGAUACAUUUCAACAGGACUGUCUACAGUCAACCAAUGCCUACCGGAGCCAACAUCACGCACCGGGAUUGACCAUUGAUCAGUCGUUGGUAACAUAUGCCAAGUCCCGGUGCCAAUUGAUAUCCCAAUAUCAGGACCUACAACAUGGUCAUGCCGGCCUAGCUGGUGGUACGGGUGAAAAUCUAGCAUGGGCAGGUAGUUCAGCUCCAGGUGUCGGUUCAUGUAAAUCAGCUAUUGAUGAAUGGUAUAAUGAAGUCCAAUACUACGACUACAAUACCUACCAGUCCACUGAUCCCAGCAAACAAAUCGGUCAUUUCACGCAAUUAGUCUGGAAGUCGACUACACGGGUCGGUUGUGCCCGUUGUUACGGUAAGGGCAGCCAAUGGUACGAAACCUAUGUUGUAUGCGAUUAUCAACCGCCGGGUAAUUUCGUAGUCAACGGUGACACUGCUAAAGCUUACGGUGAAAAUGUAUUGAAACCCUAGAAAACUGUUAAUAAAAAAAAUAAAA
Oppia nitens is the source of this 617-nucleotide messenger RNA. Its product is annotated as Golgi-associated plant pathogenesis-related protein 1-like. Bases 11 to 592 code for a protein of 193 amino acids. NCBI's taxonomy places the organism in Eukaryota, Metazoa, Arthropoda, Arachnida, Sarcoptiformes, Oppiidae. The record is from RefSeq and is a predicted model, not a curated record. Gene Ontology annotation, cellular component: extracellular region. The transcript is spliced from 4 exons.